Molecule: messenger RNA, 1134 nt
Organism: Macrobrachium nipponense
Lineage: Eukaryota; Metazoa; Arthropoda; Malacostraca; Decapoda; Palaemonidae
Product: involucrin-like
Exons: 2
Coding region: 1-1134 (377 amino acids)
Source: RefSeq, a predicted model, not a curated record
AUGGAAUGCUCAAGAAUCGAAUUCGUGGCCACCGAGGUGGCAGGCAAAGACCACGCCAACUACACCACUGAGGUGCUCCCUGGUGGGGAUGUUCAACACCUGAAAGGGGUUUCAGGGGAUGUCCAACACCCAGAAGGGGUUUCAGGGGAUGUCCAACACCUAAAAGGAGUUUCAGGGGAUAUUCAACACCUAAAAGGGGUUUCAGGGGAUGUCCAACACAUAAUAGGGGUUUCAGGGGAUGUCCAACACCUACAAGGGGUUUCAGGGGAUGUCCAACACCUAAAAGGGGUUUCAGGGGAUGUCCAACACACAGAAGGGGUUUCAGGGGAUGUCCAACACCUAAAAGGAGUUUCAGGGGAUGUCCAACACAUAAUAGGGGUUUCAGGGGAUGUCCAAAACCUAAAAGGGGUUUCAGGGGAUGUCCAACACCUAAAAGGGGUUUCAGGGGAUGUCCAACACCUAAAAGGGGUUUCAGGGGAUGUCCAACACCUAAAAGGGGUUUCAGGGGAUGUCCAACACAUAAUAGGGGUUUCAGGGGAUGUCCAACACCUAAAAUGGGUUUCAGGGGAUGUCCAACACCUAAAAGGAGUUUCAGGGGAUGUCCAACACCUAAAAGGAGUUUCAGGGGAUGUCCAACACAUAAAAUGGGUUUCAGGGGAUGUCCAACACCUAAAAGGGGUUUCAGGGGAUGUCCAACACCUAAAAGGAGUUUCAGGGGAUGUCCAAAACCUAAAAGGGGUUUCAGGGGAUGUUCAACACCCAAAAGAGGUUUCAGGGGAUGUCCAAAACCUAAAAGGGGUUUCAGGGGAUUUCCAACACCCAAAAGGGGUUUCAGGGGAUGUCCAACAGCCAAAAUUGGUUUCAGGGGAUGUCCAACACCCAAAAUGGGUUUCAGGGGAUAUCCAAAACCUAAAAGGGGUUUCAGGGGAUGUUCAACACCCAAAAGGGGUUUCAGGGGAUGUCCAACGCCUAAAAGGGGUUUCAGGGGAUGUCCAACACCUAGAAGGAGUUUCAGGGGAUGUCCAACACCUAAAAGGGGUUUCUGGGGAUGUCCAACACCCAAAAGGGGUUUCAGGGGAUGUCCAACACCUAAAAGGAGUUUCAGGGGAUGUCCAAAACCUGAAAGGGGUUUAA